GUUUGAACUGUCCGCGCGCGAGACCCCAGCCAUUUCGAAGGUCGCGUCCCCACUUCCUGGAGCGUGACCCUCUUCUCCCCGCCCUGAGGCCUGUGGCGACUGUGUCCGUUGGGGCUGAACCAUGGAGGAAAGGCCUUUAAAAGCGUUGUCCAAGUCUCCACCACGCCGCGGCUCAGAGAGGCCGAACCCGCACCCCGACAUUCGGAAUAGGUGGACCAUGGCCUCGAUGUCGCAGACACAAAUGGACGUGCCCCUGUCCGAGGUCUGCGACAAGUACUACGAGGAGGUCAUGGUCCCAGACGACAGUACUCGCGGGCGGUCCAGCUUGAAGGGCCACUGGAAGGAAGAUGGAGAGUCCAUUUCUCUGAGUGACAAGGUCAACUUCAAGCGAGAGGAGUUGGAAUUGAGCUCCAGCGUCUCCCUGCAAGACCAAGUGGAGGUGGAUGACUAUUCUGACUUAGAAAGUUCUUCCUCAAUAUCAGUGAUCAGUAUCUCGAAGUACACACCCCAUAGAGCCUACUGGGCAGAGCAACAGAACAGGCUUCCGCUGCCCCUGGUGGAACUCAUGGAGAAUGAAGCUCUGGAAAUCCUCAACAAAGCCCUCAAGAGUGAGCUCCCCUUCCUUGACAACUUCCACACACACACACACACACACACACACACAUACGCAAGGAUCUUGGUGGAUUUUACUGGACAUGGGCCUGUGGGAAUGGAGUUUCAGGAUGUGUAUGCCCUGUCAGAUUCCCUUAGCACUCAAAAAAAUUCGAAGGGCCCUUCAAAAGUUAAAAGUUGAGAGACCAGACACAAUACCCAAGGAGAAGAGCAUGGGGUGACCAUUUAGUAGAGCCCCACUUAAGGGAGCCCCUUUUCAGCUAGUCUGGUUUUGUGAGGCUGUUUCUCUAUCCGUUUGCCCAACGGAAUGCCAGCUUUUGUGUGCCCUGGCUCCCUGCCAGGUGGGAGAGUUGUGAGGAGUCGGGAUUAUAGACAGUGUAUUAUUUGGGUAAACUUCUGUUUAUGAUAUGAACGUCCAGCGGGGAGAAGGGCCGAGACGAUUAUUUAGAGUGGGCGGUCCGGGUGUCCGCAAAGCUGCAGGCUCUGGUUCUGGCCUGCAGCAUCUUCUCCAGCCUUAACACUGAGAACCGUGGAGAGCCAAAGUUCCCAGUUCCUCGAAUCACACAUGCGGCGCCUGCUGGUGGGGAGGCCUGCAGGAGCUCACAGACCCGAGCCAGUUCUGCCCUCCUCCAAGGCUACCGGUCCCUGAUCGGCAAGGACCAUUUCAUGACUAAAGAGCUGCAGCGAUACGUCGAGGGGCUCAGGAGGCGCAAGAAUAAGAGGCUGAACUCCAUGUUUCAGUGAACCUCCGACUUGAGCGACCGCCUGACUCUAACC
Sciurus carolinensis (gray squirrel) is the source of this 1389-nucleotide messenger RNA. It is a transcript of the gene Catsperz, whose product is annotated as catsper channel auxiliary subunit zeta. The coding region runs from base 122 to 793 and encodes 223 amino acids. Gene Ontology annotation, cellular component: sperm principal piece; CatSper complex. The record is from RefSeq and is a predicted model, not a curated record. Gene Ontology annotation, biological process: sperm capacitation; flagellated sperm motility. Lineage: Eukaryota; Metazoa; Chordata; Mammalia; Rodentia; Sciuridae. The transcript is spliced from 4 exons.